AUGAAUAUGGAAAACGAUUUGAAGGAAGAACUGAAUAGAAGGAUGAGAGCAGUGUGGGCAGAAUUCGCACCUGUCAGCUACGGACCACCUGAUGGACCAAGAUCUUUCUGGCCAUCUGUUCGACUCGACAGUUCCUCCAGCGCUUUGUUACACAGCGGAGACCUGAGAGCUCAGCUGGAUACGGCUCAUGGAUCUCGUCAACGCCACUCACGAAACUUGAGGACAUCUUGGAUGACAAUGGCGAGGAAACGAGGGAACAAAACGAGUGGAAGAGAUGCUGGGGCUCGUACAUCCAGUGAAUACGGGCCAUCUAAGUAUUUUGUGUUAGAUUGUUUUGUUGGUGUUCGACUGAUUGUUGAUGCUAUAAAUCGUCCUGACAAGUACGAAAACUAUCUUGCAGAUUCAUAUGCGAGGGGUGUUGAGAGGGUGGCGUCGUUGCUUUUCGGUCAGUCCGAUGACGUCGCACUUAAUCUUCUUCGCUUGCAUAAUCAGUAUUCGAUGGCCGCUUUCGAUGCAAGCGUACGUGCGUUAUAA
This is a messenger RNA of Necator americanus (New World hookworm), 534 nucleotides long. RefSeq lists its product as uncharacterized. Lineage: Eukaryota; Metazoa; Nematoda; Chromadorea; Rhabditida; Ancylostomatidae. The record is from RefSeq and is a predicted model, not a curated record. Bases 1 to 534 code for a protein of 177 amino acids. The transcript is spliced from 4 exons.